UAGUCUCCGCAUACAACCCUUGUCUGUCUGGACGCUUGAAUGGAGUCUAUCCUUGCUUUCGUAGCUUCAGAUAGCUCUUGGAGUCGAGGAUCUUAUACUCUCUCCAUUCCGUCGUAGUCAGAUUCGUCCUUGUGGACCAGUCGUUAGCUAUUUGUUUGUGGAUUCAUGCUCGUGGGGUGGCCAUUAUCAUUGGAUGCAAUUGCGCGCGCGAUUUACAAGUUCUUUCAUCGAAUAGUGUGCACAUAGUGGCGAAAGCCCUUGCUGUAGGGUAGCAUCUGGGUGGCUUAUGAGGCGGAAAUAGAGUACUGAAAGUGCGAAAAAUUGUCGAAAGGGCUGUUGUGUUUAGUUGUCGUGUUGAUUCGAGUGAAUGCGCAUAUGAGUCCUUAUGCGAGGCCAACUAUUGUGAAUCUAUCGAUAAUCGAAAGCUUAAUUUACGUAGUGCGUGCAGUUGGUCAGUGAGACGGGUCACAUGGUUUUUAUAACGGAUCGGCUGGAUCGUUGAAGCUGGACGAGGAUAGCCCUUAGAUAGUACUCGUAUACGCCAAUUCCUAGAUUUUGUGGAGCUUGGUUGGUUCAAAAAUUAACUAGUGCAUUUUUCAAUUGUUCAUUGGAUGCAAGUGCAGUGGUUCAGUAACACAUAGUAGGCGUGAAUUGUUUUAUUGCGCGUUGCUAUUUAUUGGGCGCUCUGAUUAAGGCUGUAAUGUGAUUAUACACAGGUCAUAAGGUGAUCUUUAUGCCAGCGUGCGAUAUUGAUGCUACUCGCCAAUUUACGAGCAAAUUUCAUUAGUGCAGUUCUGUGAAAUUGUUGUAUGGUUGUUGCAGUUGUCGUUCAAAGGUGAAGGUGCUCCACAUACCUAAUAGUGCAAUGCAAUUGAGGUGCUUCUUGCAGUAAGUGCGUGACAAGUGGGUUAGAUAUUGAGUUUGUAUUAAUAACAAUCGAAUAUUAUCAUGAUUGGAGAUAUGCUUGCUGAGUAUCGUCGUGGAUUAUUCAUCACUGUUCUUGCAACUAUUACAGCUUUUGCAUCAUCAAACCACCAUGACAAGCUGACUAUCAGCCCAUCGAAUGCGGAAGCUAUUCAUUAUGUCAACGAAUCGCAUAUCGUAACAUGCAUCGGUGCCAAGGAUAUGACUGUAGAGUGGUUGAAUCCCAAGGGCAAAGCGGUUACUGAGAAGAAAGGAAGAGUUCACGUGGAGGCCAUGGUAUCAGGUCAUUUGGCUUUGGUAUUCGAACAUAUUGCCUUAUCGGAUAAGGGUGAAUGGACGUGUCGAGUCAAGGAUGGCGAAGCUAAGAAAUCCUUCAAGAUGCUGACGAACCAGCAGAUAACUUUCUUGGAUACGCCAAUCAUUCAAACUUACGAGGAAGGAUCCCAGGCGAUGGUACGCUGCGAGGUUAAAGGUGAUCCAGAGCCGCAGGUUUCAUGGUCGUUCAAUGGGCAAAGUAUUGUGAUACCACAUGCGAAGUUUACAAAGUUAGCUGAUGGCUUACUAAUCAAAAAUGUAUCAAGAAACGACAGCGGAGAGUAUACGUGCCGGGCGUAUCAAGUUUCCGAGACAAUCAGCAACGUUCGAGAGAAGACAAUUCGUCUUAAUGUUCAACACAAACCAAUUGCACCACCACGUAAAGCCAGUGCUGAUGUUCAAUAUGGUUACAUGAAUGGCGUCGUCAAUCUGACAUGUGAAGCAGAGGCUGAACCCCAAGCAACAUUCACAUGGUCUCGUGAUGGGAAGAAGAUGAGCCCGAAAAACCAUGCGAUUUAUACAGGAAACCAUACGUCUAUGCUCCAGUUGUCCAUCAGUGAUGUUUCAGCAUUCGGUAACUAUAAUUGCAAAGCGUCCAAUUCAAUGGGUAUCCUGGAGCGGGUAAUUACAUUGAAGGAAGGAACGAAACCCGACAGCCCAACACAGUUCAAUCUGCGUGGAGUCAAUUCAGAUACAUUCGAUAUUGACGUUGGAGCUGUACGCACAUCGAAUGUCCGCACACCAAUGGACAUCAACGGAUACCGAUUCGAGGUUAUCCCUGAACAGGAAUAUCGAUCGAAUGGCGAGAAAUGGGAUACGGCGAGAAUCCUAAAUUUCGGCUUUCAAGAUGGAAUUACAUUCCUCAUCAACAAUCUCUCGCCAAAUACAACGUAUGCUGUACGAGUUGCAUCUCGAAAUCCAGCUGGCCUGAGUGAUUGGACUGAAACAAAAUUUUUCACAACAUACUCCAAGGAACCUAUCAUGAACAGCGCUCCAAGUAUCAGCAAAGUUGGUAAUUCAAAGUAUCUAACUAGCAGCCAGUUCUUCCUCACCAUUGGGGUAUUGUGCGUAGAGCACUGGCGAGGAAGCAUAACAAAUAAAUGGCUUAAUGUAGUUUUGUGAAAAAUUUUCCUGUACUAAAUAAACUAAAUUAAUUAUUGAGGGGAGAAGAAAAAUUCAGAUUAUAUUACGAAAAUCGUGGUCCUGUUCGUAAACAGUAACGUUUAUUCGCUUCCGUUUUGAUUUACGAGUAUGAAUACCUUUUAAUUUAAGGCGCAUUAAUGUUAAGAUCAUACAUUUUAUGUAUAUUAUUAUAGGAAGUAAUUAUCAUAUAUAAAUUGUCAAAUGAAGUUGAUUACGUUAUAGCUGCGUAUAUGAUAAAUGUUAUAUCUUAGCGAAUGGUUUAAGUUGUUCACUUCAUCUCAAGAAAUUAAUUCGCCCAGAAUUUUUUGACAGGGAUGUUUACAGAAACAAUUUUAUGUCUUUGCGAUUAUAGUUAUAUUGGGAAGUAAAAUGUGUCUCCAGGACUUUGAAGAUAUGCAAUGGUUGUAUUAUUCUUCGAAAAUUGGUAAGUUAUCAAAUUUGCCUUUUGCAGUAAAGUUAAUGUGCUGGCUUAUAUUCAGAAUUUCCAAUCCUGCAGUUUUGUGUAGUGCUGAACAAAUAAUGAAAUGUUAUUAACAAUGUAGCUGAGAUACUUAUUUCAUAGUUUUUCGUUUGGAAUUUCAUCCUUAAGUUUUAACGCUUUUAAGCCAGAAACUGCUUCAAUCUUUAGGAAACUUUCACGUCAAGCAAGCCAUGCAAGUGAAAAUUGAGAACGCUACUAGCCUCAGAUGCGCAACAACAGCAGUGACUUUUCCGUGGUUACUUUUCAGCGGGGCAUAUUUGGUAGAGUGAGGCUUCUUGGAACAAAAGUCGUUAUUAAAACUUGUAAAAGGUUCAAUUUGGGUCACGAAAAAGAAUCUUUUCAUAAUUCCCUGAAACAAUUAAUUGGAAAAGUUUAACCUCAUGACAAUAUUAUUAUAUUUGGGGCAAUAUGAAUUCCCUAAAUCAUAAAUUAUGGCGGAAUCUAAAGUAAAAUUAAAUCAAAAACCACGCAAUGAAAGGCAAGCAAAUUUCGUGAACAUGCAUAGAACUGAUCUAAUUUUGUAGCAAAUUCAAGCGCUAAUAUGUUCUUGACAGACUAACAAGAUCUUUUGUUAUAACACGCAACUUUUCCAAGUUCCUAAAUGAACUUCCCGAGUCGUCACAGCAACAAUGAGCCUCUUCGAAACCUGUUCACUGCAAUUACUUGUGUAUAUAUUUAAGAAUGCUUCCUAAUUCUUUCUGAAGAGGCAUCUUUGAAAAUUUACAUAGUAAUUGCAUGCUCCUCAAGGAAAAUAAUAGGGCGUGAAUAAUUGCACAUGUGUAUGCGCAUGCAUGUGCAUUUUGCGUAUACGCCAAGCAGUUUGCAAUUAUUUGGCAAUUAAAGUUUGGAUGAAAGUUUGGAAACUUCAGAGCAGCGUGCAAGUUCCUCAAGUUUCCAACAGUGGGGUGAGGAAAAGGGGGAUAAGCAGAGGGGGUCGAAAAAUUUACUAAGUUCAAUGUAUAUAGUUGCUUUAAAGAGGAGUCGGGCGUAAAGUUGGCAGAGUUGGCUGGAUAUUUGUAAGGGUUGAUUUGAGUGUUGCAACAUAAGUAUCAAAUAGAAGUUUCUUAGAGAUACAAACUGAUCAGAGUAUGACAUAUUUGCUGACACUACGGCAUUGCCUGGAACUUUCUACAUUCUGUGGUAGGGUUUCCAUUAUUCCUUUAUUUUUGCUAUUAGAUUGCGAACAAAACUAGCAAAUCAAGGCAUAUCUUCAAAUUCUCAUUAGAGAACAAAGUUCCAGAUUCGAUAAAAUAUUUUCUAGCAAAAUUCCAGUUUUUUGUGUUAAAUGUUUAUUUUUCCAAACAAUCAGAUUACAGCCCCGAAAAGACAUUUCCAUGAGUGUUCAUUUCCAUAAUCUCCUCUCUCAGCAGUAUUAAAAUAAUGAUAUAUUUAGCAUUGAAAGUACUCAUUGGGAAUAGCUUACGAACUACAGUCAACAGAAAAUCGUUCAUGAUCAUGUUAAGAAUUUAUACAAAUUUUGGAAAAAAUAAAUAAAAAUAUACUAAUUAUAACGGGGACAUUACACUGUAAUACAAUAUAAAUAAAAUAUAAAUGUAAUUGUGUCGUGUAUUAUAAGAGAAUGAAAGCAAAAUAACGAAAACGAAUCAAUUCAAAUAGAU
This is a messenger RNA of Hermetia illucens (black soldier fly), 4482 nucleotides long. Its product is annotated as neural cell adhesion molecule 1-like. Gene Ontology annotation, cellular component: neuron projection. NCBI's taxonomy places the organism in Eukaryota, Metazoa, Arthropoda, Insecta, Diptera, Stratiomyidae. The coding region runs from base 949 to 2361 and encodes 470 amino acids. The transcript has 7 exons. Gene Ontology annotation, molecular function: protein binding. The record is from RefSeq and is a predicted model, not a curated record.